Diabrotica balteata is the source of this 7493-nucleotide messenger RNA. The record is from the annotation of a GenBank genome assembly. NCBI's taxonomy places the organism in Eukaryota, Metazoa, Arthropoda, Insecta, Coleoptera, Chrysomelidae.
GAUUCUAUAGGGUGCUGGCGGUAGCCAUAUUACAGAAACAAACCAGUUCAGCAAGUGAAAAUUCCUAUAUUUGAGUAAAGUAAUUCGCGUUGAGUGAUACGUCGGUGGCUAUAAUGUUUCGCAAACAUUGAUAUAUCUCAUAGACAAAAAUCGAGGCAUAAUCAUGCCUUCCUUGACGCCGCUAAAACUAUUUAAACGGGACGCUCCACCGGAGCCGGCCAAAAUGACGGAGCCUUCCGAUGGUGUCAGCGUCGUGACGGCGACUAUUCCCUUCAAAAGUCAACCGACGGAUACCACUCCCGAGGUGACCACCCAGUUAGAGACUACAGUGAAACCAAGUAAUGAUACGCUGAUAUCGAACUUCGUCCAUUACGCUAAUAAGGAAGGGAUUGAUACAUGGGUAUUAGUAACAAUUCUUAUCGCUGUUUCUGUGGUUAUUCUUGGAAUAUGCUUCUGCUGUAUAAGAAGAUGCUUCCGGAAGCGAAGAGCAAAGGAUGGCAAAAAGGGCAUGAAAGGAGUAGACUUAAAAUCUGUGCAGUUAUUGGGAUCGUCGUACAAAGAAAAGGUACAACCAGAUAUGGACGAAUUGACAGAAAACGCAGAAGAACCAGAUGAAGGUGAAAAACCUGAGGUUCAGAAACUAGGCAAGCUGCAGUAUAAGUUGGACUAUGACUUCAAUCAAAACAGCUUUGCUGUCACUGUCAUUCAAGCCGAAGAAUUACCGGCACUUGAUAUGGGCGGGACUUCUGAUCCUUACGUCAAAGUUUAUCUUCUUCCUGACAAGAAGAAAAAGUUUGAAACAAAGGUUCAUAGGAAAACGUUAAAUCCCGUUUUCAAUGAAACGUUCGUAUUUAAGAAUCUGCCCUACUCCGAUGCCAUGAAUAAGACCCUAGUCUUUGCCAUCUUUGACUUCGACCGAUUUUCUAAACACGACCAGAUAGGAGAGGUGAAAGUACCCCUUUGCACAGUGGAUUUGGCACAAACGAUCGAGGAAUGGCGAGAACUGCAGAGCGUCGAAGGAGAGGGUGGUCAGUUGGGAGAUAUUUGCUUCUCGUUGAGGUACGUCCCCACUGCAGGAAAAUUGACUGUUGUAAUUUUGGAAGCUAAAAAUUUGAAGAAAAUGGACGUCGGCGGAUUAUCAGAUCCUUAUGUAAAGAUAGCCUUGAUGCAAAACGGCAAGCGAUUGAAGAAGAAAAAAACUAGUAUAAAGAAAUGUACCCUUAACCCUUACUAUAAUGAAUCAUUCACAUUUGAAGUACCGUUUGAACAAAUACAGAAAGUAAACCUCCAAGUGACUGUAGUAGAUUACGAUAGAAUCGGCACUUCGGAACCCAUCGGAAAAGUGGUACUAGGCUACAAUGCAAGCGGAACUGAGCUUCGCCAUUGGUCAGACAUGUUGGCUUCGCCUCGUAGGCCGAUAGCACAGUGGCACACACUCAAAGAUCCUGAGGAUGAAAAGAAAGACUAAGAUAAUAAUGUCGCCUAACAACGCUAACACAAUAUAGUAUACUCAUUAAAGUCUAUCCUUGGAAAGUCAGACAUCAUCGUCAGUGUUACACAGAAUCAUAACUCGUCAUCUUGUUGUUUAAAGUUUUCUCUUAAAUGUAUGAAUUUUUAACAAAAUAAUACUAGCAGUACUGGCAACAGAAACAGAAAUACAAUGACACAAAAAAAACUUGUUAUAAGUAAUAAAAAAGAUAUUUAAAAUAAUUUUUUAAGUUGACUUGCUUUUAGACCAAGCUUGUAUGGUAUGAAAAAUUAUGUAACAAAAUAGGAAUUUCCGUUGAUAGUGAAUGCGGAGAUUCAAGAUAAUAAUUUGAGAAUAUAUGAUAAAAAAACACAGCAGGAUAGUAUAAGGCCAGAAAAUAUAGAUUCAGAAGAAGAAAUACGCAAGAACAAAGAAGAUUAUAUGAAAUAAGAUAGAUGAUUAAAGCACUAUUCACUGGAAACACUGGAAACAAGAAGAAUAGAUGCUUUAUUGACGUGAAGGCUACAUAAACUUCACCUGCGGCUAUAUAAAUUGACUAGUCUAGUAACUAAGUGAUCGAGGAGCUCAAUCAAAAACCAGCCACUAACUGAGAAUCAGUCCAGAAGAUAUUCCAAGCAGAGUUUCACAUAAAGCUGCAUAGUAAAAGAGUCCCAAAAAUUAGUACCAAACGAAAUAAAAACAUUUAAAAUAGCAUUAACACAUGAUUAUGUACCACAAGCUUAGCUAAAGCCAGAAGAGGCAUAAAAAAUACAAAAAAAUAGACUACUGAAACUAAUAACAGCACAAACUCUAAAGAAAAUCCAGACAGAAAUAACAUUAGACGACUGAUGUGGCUCUAAAUCGUGUAGAAGAAAGAGAAUGACUAUGAAUGAACGCAAGAAGAAAAAUUAAGGAUUAUAAUGAAAUUUAUUCGAACUGAAUAGCACAAUACCAAUACACGAUUUAAAAGGAUAAAGAAUGGAAGGUGUGGAUUAGCGUGAAGGACGAAAAUAGUGAAAACUAUAACGACUAAGACCAUGUGGAGAACAUAUAGCUGAAGGAAAUAGCAGUAAGCUUUGUUUACUGCCACAUUAAAAGAAAAACUCAAAGUACAGAGCAAAAUCCGAAUCCAGAACGAAUUAACAGAUGCAUUCCCAUAUACAGGAUUAUAAAAUAUAAACAUUUCACACAUAAAUUAUAUCUAUAUAUAGUAAAAAUACAUAUAAAACAUACAAAAUGUGAAAAUAUAAAAGUCAAACUUUUAACUAAGUGACUGAAAACAUUUGACUUUUAUCUAUUAUCGAUUUAUUGUAUUUUAGCUGUUUACAACGUUGCCUAGUUUCUCAAAAUUCUAAUAAUUGACGGAAAUUUCUUUGAACACGACAUGGUAAAUUUUGUAAUAUUGUUUAAAAAUUCAUACAUUGGAAGAUGUCAUCAUCUAAAAUAUUUACUGCAUUACUCAUCAAAAAUAUUCUAAGCUUAACGCUAAGUAUCUACUAAAUAUUCUAUUCUUUAGUUGAUUUGUUGUAAGUAUUUAUUUCCUAUUUAAUACCAGGCAUGAAUAAUUGGUACUUGCUAGGAAUGAGGAUUUUAUAUUUGUUAAAGUGAUUUUUCGGUUUUAGUUUUUUUUCUUGUUAUUUAUUGUUAGUUAUGGUAAAAAUACCAAAAGCGUGUUGUUACAUGUUAAUUGAUGUUUUUUUUUUGUAUAAAAAACAUUCAAUUAUGUUUUGACAAAUUAUUGUAUUGAAUUAUUUGCAUUUAUGUAAAGAUGGCAAACUUCAAAGGUAAAUUCAUUGUGACAUCCAUUCACGUGUUCCAGUUUUUACCUGGUUUGAGUCUUAUCAGGCUCGGACUUGCUUUGAACACGUUUUUGUCUUGAUAAGUUAUUUUCCUUAGGAAUUAAUUCUUUCUGAUACGUCGAUUGACGAUUGACAUUUUGCAAUUUCAUCCUUCAAAUCCGUCAAUAGUACCUUAUAUUCGUUAUUGGUCGUUUUUCCAGCAAAGAUAUGAAUCUCAUUUGACAACAAAUUUCACUUUAAGCUAGAAAGUAGAUUCAUGUUUCAUUAUGUUUCAUGUCAACGCAAAAGCUGCUGUUUAUUGAUACACUUGUAAACAACACUAAAUCGUUGUACUUUUUGAUUGAUCUUGAGUGUAUUUUUUUAUGUUUUCUAGGACAAUUGCAUUGCUCGAAAUUAGAAUUAAAAAAAUCGUACCAGAAAGAAAAACAGUUCAACUACAGAGGUAUAAACUUAUUAAAUACUACUCUAAAACUUACAACAUUUUACAAGUACUAAUAAAUCAGAGGACUUAUUAAAUGUGGAGGUGCUACUGUGACUAAUCAAAUAUAUAAAAUAAUACUGAGAGCCUGGAAUGAGGAACAAAUCCCGGAAGAGUGGUGUAUUGGAAUAGUUUGCCCGCUACACAAAAAGGGUAACCAAUUGGAAUGUAGAAACUAUAGGGGAAUAACCCUCCUUAAUACAGCUUACAAAAUAUUUUCGAGGAUCUUAUAUGGUCGCCUAAGUGCAUAUUCAAAGGAACUUCUCGGGGAAUAUCAAAGUGGUUUUAGGCCUGGUCGAUCAACAACAGAUCAGAUCUUUGUGUUAAGGCAAAUAUUGGAAAAAACCAAUGAAUUCAAUAUCGAUACAUACCAUUUUUUUGCAGACUUCAAAUCUGCCUAUGAAAGUGUCCUAAGAAAUAAAUUGUAUGAAGCCAUGAAUGAAUUCCACAUCCCCGAUAAACUGAUAAGAUUGGUUAAGGCUACAAUGCGUAAUGUGGUUUGCAAAGUCGAAAUACAGGGCGAACAAUCACAGGCGUUUAGAACGCAUGUUGGACUGCGAUAGGGAGACGCGCUGGCGUGUCUUCUUUUCAAAAUAGCACUGGAAAAGGCGAUCAGAGAUGCCCGAAUAGACAACAGAGGAAAUAUUUUUAAUAAAUCAACCCAAAUUUUGGCAUAUGCAAAUGAUGUGGACCUAGUUACCCGCACAACACGCAAGCUAGAAGAAAUGUAUACCACCUUCUCAAAUGCCUUAAAAUCUAUGGGCCUGCAAGUAAAUGAGGAGAAAACUAAGAUGAUGGCAUCAACACCCAACAAUAGACUCAGGAACAUCGGUCCCCAAUUCACAGUUGAUAACUGUACCUUUGAAGUGGUGGAAAAAUUCACAUAUUUAGGCUCCCUGAUCACCAAAGAGAACGCCAUAACGGAAGAAAUCAAGCGAAGGAUAAUAAUGGCAAACAGAUGCUAUUUUGGACUGAGUAGACAUAUGAGAACUAGAAACUUAAGGCAAAAAACAAAAAUAACCAUAUACAAAACCCUUAUACAGCGAGUGUUGACAUAUGGAUCGGAGACAUGGACCAUCUCCAAGGCAGACGAAGACCUUCUGCUUAUAUUUUAACGAAGGAUCCUGAGAGGAAUAUUUGGUGGCAUCUGUCAAAAUGGUGUUUGGAGGAGGAGAUACAACUACGAGGUAUACCACAGAUAUAAACAAAUAUUUGGUGGUAAAGACGUAGUAUCUUUUAUGUUUAGUAGUAUCUCUCCUUAGAAAAUAGGAAGACUAAGAUGGGCAGGACAUCUAGCAAGAUCACAGCAGAACAACCCUCCUAGAAGAAUCCUUAUGUCACAACCCGUGGGAAGUAGAAAAAGAGGUAGGCCAAAACUCAGAUGGAAGGAUGGUGUAGAUUGAGGAUGGUAGAAAGAUAGGCGCAGAAAACUGGCAACGGUUGGCAAUGGAUAGGACUGCCUGGCGUAAUAGACUUAGGAAGAUCGAGGCUCUUUCAUAGGGCUGUAGUACCAUUGAUGAUGAUGAAUAAAUCAGAGGAUGAGUUUAGCAGAUGAACAACCGAGUUUUUGUAGUGAAAGAUCGUGUACAGCUGCAAUAUUCGUUAUAAAGCAAAUAACUGAGAAAUCACUUGAGUAUAAUGGCUUAAAGAAAGCAAUUGACAGAGAAAGACUCAAUGAUGUAAUCCAUCUUUUGUAUAAUAGAGAAGCUCCCAUAGAUAUUAUAAAAACUUUUGAAAAUAUCUAACAAAACAACAAAAUGGAAGUCAGAAUAGAUGGAACUUACAGAACCUAUAGAAAUAGGCAGCGGAAUAAGACAAGAGGAUUCAUUGAGCCCCACGCUCUUCAAUUUGAUCAUGGACGAAAUUAUCAAAAGCGUUAACAAAAGAAGAAGAUACAGAAUGGGAAAUAAAGAAAUAAAAAUACUCUGUUAUGCAUACCACGCAAUAUGCAAGAUAGUCAAAGAUGAAAAUAGUCUGCACAGACUGGAAUAUUACAAACAAACACAUUAAGACUAAGAUGAAGUCAAGAAUUUCUAAAGCCAAUGUAAGACCAAUAAUAAUAUGCUUCAGAAACAAGUCCCGAUACAGCCACAACGCAAAGGUUAAUGGAAACUGCAGAGAUGAGAGUACUGAGAAGAAUUGUUAAAGGAAAUGUGCUGAAAGAUCGAAAGAGAAGUGAAGAUAUUAAAAGAAAAUGUAUCGUACAGUGUAUUAAUGAAUGGACAGAAAAUAGAAAAAAAAGAAACAAUGGAAGAACCACAUAAGCAAAAUGGAAAAGACCAGUGUCGUCAAAAUAGCAAGAAAUAGAUCACAAAAGAUGAAGUGACCAACUUGCAUAUAGGUAUUAAUCCGCCAAUGAACAAGCAGAAUUGCUUAUAAAGAGGAAGACGAAGAAGAAGAAACAGUUUUAAAUAAAUCUAUAUUAUAUUUACAUUGUUUUGAAAAUUGCAACGUUAGAAUUAUUUCAACCAUUGUAAUUUGUAAAUAAAUGGUCAAAAUAAUGUCAAAUUUUGACAAUUGACGUUUGAAGGUUGGUAAUUUUUAAAAACUAUAUAGAUUUGUUUAGUCAAUGAGGUCAUUUGCGUUUGAAAGACAUUUUGGAAACCGAAUGAGAUUCUCUAUAGACUUAUACUUGUCUGAAAUUGUUUUCUUAAGACAUAAACAAUCAUUUUUUGUAAAAUUGGGACUAUAUGACUUUUUCCUAGUUUCAGACCAAAAUCUGUAUACUUAGUUGAAGAUUUCUUUGUUUUAUUUGAGUACUUAAUGUGUACUUAACUGAAGACAUUUAAAAAUAAAAUCUUAAUCAUUUAUAGCAACAUGUUUUUGGUAUACUUCAUUUAACACGUUCGCUGCGUGUCAAAAAACUGAAACCAUCAACUUCUGACCUUAAUUUUGGCAGUGGCACACGCAGCAAACCAGUUAUAAUGUUAAAUAUUUAAGUUUUUAAUUAUAAGUUACGUUGAGAUUAUUAGAUAUGUAGAAGAUUGUACCGACAAUAGCGAAAUUGUAGUCUAGACUAAAAAUUGACUAUGCAAUUUUUUUAAGAAUAAUGCACAAAACUAGUAUUUCCACAAAAAAUAUACGGAUCGGUUGCUAUUCUAAAUAAAGAAAAAAAACCUGUGUGUACUUAUUUGUUGUUUAAAUUUAGAACACUGUUGACAUAUAGAUAUUGUAGUAAGGAGAAAAAAAAACUAUAGUAAGCGAAGACGUUUUUACUGUUUUCUUUACGUUGUAUAAAUAUGUGGUGUUGUUUAGCAGGAAAAAACAUUUUUCAAGUAGUAAUGGUCCUUUUCAUUUUUAACUGCAUAGCCCAGUCUGGUUAAAAAAAGGUCGAAAAAUUUUUCGCAGACAUCUGAAGCUUUUAAUACAUAGGUGGGGGUUACUAGAUGAUGAAUAGAUGAAAAAGUACUCGUAUUUUUACCUUACGUUUUUUUAAACAAUAAUUUAUGGUCGUAAUUUGAUUUUUUGUAUAUAAGUUUUUCCCUUAUAUUUUACAUAAACAAUAUUUAUAUUAUUUUUUUUAUAUCAAGAAUAUUUUUAUUUUCCCGUUUUUUCUAUUAAAAUUGAUAAAUAAUUUACGGAGAUAUUUGCAAAAAAGCAGUUUUUUGCAGUAAUUUGUAAAUUUUAGUAAUUUUUUUAAGACAAAAUAAAAUGUUAUUAAUACAUUUGAAUAUCGAGCAAUUACCGUUUUUUAAAUUUGUGCGAAAUUCUUCCCUAUCGGUCAAAUAGUUUAAAAGUUAUUUAAUUU